AUGUACCUCAGUGCUGCAAAUCACCGCAUACCUCUAAGUGAUGGAAAUAGCAUUCCCAUCAUCGGGCUUGGUACCUACGCGGACCCUAGCACGUCCUCUAAGGAAAGCUGUGCAGCAUCAGUGAAGGUUGCCAUCGACACUGGGUACCGACACAUUGACGGGGCCUACAUCUACAGAAACGAGCAUGAAGUGGGAGACGCCAUCCGAGAGAAGAUAGCAGAAGGAAAGGUGCGGAGGGAGGACAUCUUCUACUGUGGAAAGCUGUGGGUUACAAAUCUUGACCCAGAGAGGGUCCGCCCAACUCUGGAAAAGACACUCAAGACCCUCAAACUAGAUUAUGUGGAUCUUUACAUCAUUGAAAUGCCCAUGGCCUUUAAGGCUGGAGAUGAAAUAUAUCCUAGAGAUGAGGAUGGCAAAUGGUUAUAUCACAAGUUAGAUUUGUGUGCCACUUGGGAGGCUUUGGAAGCCUGCAAAGAUGCUGGUUUGGUGAAAUCCCUCGGAGUAUCCAAUUUCAACCGCAGGCAGCUGGAGCUCAUCCUGAAAAAACCAGGACUCAAACACAAGCCAGUCAGCAACCAGGUUGAGUGCCACCCAUAUUUCACCCAGCAAAAACUCUUGAAAUUUUGCCAACAACAUGACAUUGUUAUUAUUGCAUAUAGCCCUUUGGGGACCUGUAGGAAUCCAAGAUGGGUGAAUGUUUCUUCUCCACCUUUGCUAAAGGAUGCAUAUCUAAACUCAGUGGGGAAAAAGUACAAUAAGACCGCAGCUCAAGUCGUUUUGCGCUUCAACAUCCAGCGAGGGGUGGUCGUCAUUCCUAAAAGCUUUAAUCCUGAAAGGAUCAAAGAAAAUUUUCAGAUCUUUGACUUUUCUCUCACUGAAGAAGAAAUGAAGGAGAUUGAAGCCUUGAACAGAAAUGUCCGCUUUGUGGAACUGUUCAUGUGGCGUGAUCACCCUGAAUACCCAUUUCAUGAUGAAUACUGA
Cynocephalus volans (Philippine flying lemur) is the source of this 981-nucleotide messenger RNA. It is a transcript of the gene AKR1D1, whose product is annotated as aldo-keto reductase family 1 member D1. The transcript is spliced from 9 exons. Lineage: Eukaryota; Metazoa; Chordata; Mammalia; Dermoptera; Cynocephalidae. Gene Ontology annotation, biological process: bile acid biosynthetic process; androgen metabolic process. The coding region runs from base 1 to 981 and encodes 326 amino acids. Gene Ontology annotation, cellular component: cytosol. Gene Ontology annotation, molecular function: ketosteroid monooxygenase activity; steroid dehydrogenase activity; Delta4-3-oxosteroid 5beta-reductase activity. The record is from RefSeq and is a predicted model, not a curated record.